UUACAGUGCGAGAGUUUUGAUCAGACCUUGUUUGUUUUUUGCUGGUUAAUCUUAUUGAUAGUUUUAUAAAACUCUCAUAUUUUUCUGUCUGGAUACAAAUCAUCGUAAAAUGCAAGCUCUAAGAAAUAUGUUUCGUUCGUGGUCAUCUGAUGCCAGACUUGACGGUAAAACAGUUAUAAUUACUGGAGCUAAUACUGGAAUUGGCAAAGAAACAGCCAUCGACCUGGCAAAGAGAGGAGCACGUAUUAUUAUGGCAUGCAGAGAUAUGGAGAAAACUGAUGCAGCCCUGAAGGAAGUUAAGGAUGCUUCAGGAAACCAGGAUGUAGUUGCCUGCAGGCUUGACCUGGCAGAUUCCAAAUCGAUCAGAGAAUUUGCAGAGAACAUCAAUAAAGAGGAAAAACAAGUUAACAUAUUAAUCAAUAACGCUGGUGUGAUGGUUUGUCCUUAUGGAAAGACAGCAGAUGGUUUUGAAAUGCAAAUAGGGGUGAACCACAUGGGUCACUUCCUGUUGACGUAUCUGUUAUUGGAUUUGAUUAAAAGAUCAUCGCCUGCGAGGAUCAUUAACGUCUCAUCCAUGGCACACCAAUGGGGGACCAUCAACCUAG
Messenger RNA from Sinocyclocheilus rhinocerous, 605 nucleotides. Its product is annotated as retinol dehydrogenase 11-like. The annotation marks the transcript as partial. The record is from RefSeq and is a predicted model, not a curated record. NCBI's taxonomy places the organism in Eukaryota, Metazoa, Chordata, Actinopteri, Cypriniformes, Cyprinidae. The transcript has 5 exons.